Messenger RNA from Verruconis gallopava, 2478 nucleotides. RefSeq lists its product as uncharacterized. Gene Ontology annotation, molecular function: monooxygenase activity; heme binding; oxidoreductase activity, acting on paired donors, with incorporation or reduction of molecular oxygen. Lineage: Eukaryota; Fungi; Ascomycota; Dothideomycetes; Venturiales; Sympoventuriaceae. The transcript is spliced from 2 exons. The record is from RefSeq and is a predicted model, not a curated record. Bases 260 to 2257 code for a protein of 665 amino acids.
CGACGGGCCAGCCACGCGGACGACCGCUCAAGCACGGGGGCGUGCUGCUUCAGCGCAGUCGGUCUCGAGAGGUUUCAAAAGGAUCGGUGGUGUACGACCGACCUAUUUACUUUCCCUUCGAUCCUCCAUUCGCCGCAUGUCUUCCUGUUGAGCUUGUUUCGCUGCCAUACCAUCACGCAGAGCUAUGAACGUUCAAUGAAAACGCUGCACAAUACAUCUCCGUUCACCCUGCUCGACUUCGCACUCGUUUAACUUCACCAUGAUCGAAUUUCAAUUGCCGCCUAGUGUGCAGAACGUCCUAGACCGUCUCCCCUCUCCCUACAUCCUCUUACCCGGCCUCUUCGUCAUAUACCAGGUUGGCUCCUACACGUAUGGAUUCGUUCGCAACCUUCGCGCCGCCCAGCGUUCGGGAAUCCCCUACAUUUGGGCCCCUUGGUACGGUUUCGACCGGAAGUUUCUCGCAACGGAGCCGCUUUGGUGGCCUAUUGCCUCACGACUCUUUCCGAACGCGAAGUGGCUGUACAUGAUACGUGCCGACUGGAGCUGGUACUACCGGCGCGCGCCCUUCGAAGCUGUCGGCUCGGACACCGUAAUAAUGGUCAACUACUAUAAGAAUCUGAUGUGCACGUGCGACGCAGAUGUCAUCAGCCAGAUUUGCGCGAGGCGCAACGAUUUCCCCAAGCCGAUUGAGGUGUACGCCAUCAUGGACAUAUACGGCAAGAACGUAGUCACUGUGGAGGGUUCUGAGUGGCGGCGCCACCGGAAGAUCACUGGCGCACAAUUUAACGAGAAGAGCAAUUCGCUGGUGUGGAAAGAGUCGCUGUUUCAGGCGCAAGAGAUGAUGCGAUGCUGGAAAGAGGGCAUCGCAGGGGGCGACAGAGUGGUCGAUGCGGGACGGAAAGGCAAUGUAGACGAACCAAGCGUUAUUUACGAGCUGAGCCGCGAUGCAAUGAAAAUGACUCUAGGAGUCAUCAGCCGCGCAGGUUUUGGCGUACGCUGUCUCUGGCCAUCAGCAGAUGGCAAAGCCGAGGAAGACGCUCACGAAGGUGCUAUGAGCUCAACUACUGUUCCUCCCGGACACGUUAUGAGCUACGUAGACAGCCUUGAAACGUUGUUACACCACCUCAUCGCUGUCUUACUGCUUCCGCAGUGGUUUCUGAAAUUCUCACCGUUCAAAAUUUUCCGGAAAAUUGGCCUUUCCUUCACCGAAUGGGGCAAAUACAUGGAAGACUUGUAUUUCCAGCAGUUGGAGGCAGCCAAAACAGGAGAAUCGUCCAGCAGCGAAAACGACGGUCUUGAUCUUAUGGGCGCCAUGGUCCGCAGCGCAACUUCGUCCAAGUCCAAAAUGCCCGGUCUUAGCCAGUCCGAGAUCCUAGGGAACUCUUUCGUCAUGUUUCUCGCAGGUCAUGAGACAGCUGCGAACAGCAUUCAUUUCGCUGUGCUUUUCCUGGUAUGUCGGCCAGAUGUGCAGCGCAAGCUUCAAGCCGAGCUUGAUGAGAUAUUCAAGGACGCUCCUGCCGAUCCCAAGGAUUGGGACUACGAAACUUACCUCCCCAAGCUGUUUGGUGGAUGGGCCGGUGCUAUAAUGAACGAACAGUUGAGGGUUCUUCCCCCUGUGGUCGACAUUCCCAAGAGUACGAGUCCGCAUCUACCCCCGCAGCCAAUCAAAGUCAACGGCAAGGACUGCGUGAUUGCCCCGGGCACAGGCAUUAAUCUGAACAGCAUAUGUGUACAUCGGAAUCCGAAGUAUUGGCCUGCCGGACCUCAAAGACCAGAAGGUCCGUUCCAUCCCUCUAACACGACGAACGACUUGGAGGAAUUCAAGCCCGAGAGGUGGUUCGUGAAGGGAACCAAGGAAGAAGCCAGCGAGAAACUACAGCAGGAUGCGGACAAAGAUACCGGCGUAGAUCUUAGUCCAGAUACUGCUGACAGCAUGUUUCGACCGCCCAAGGGAGCGUAUAUACCAUUCAGUGAAGGAUUUCGGGCUUGUCUCGGCAGACGCUUCGCUCAGGUUGAGAUUCUUGCAACGCUCGCAGUGAUAUUCAAGGAACACUCAGUCGAAGUAAUGCCGGAGGAAGGCGAAGACGCCAUCAAGGCCAUGAGUAAAGCUGAGCGAAGAAAAGUGUGGGAUAGGGAACGGCGAGAGAUCGAGCGGAAAAUCAACGAAGAGUCGAGGACCGUGAUUACGCUGCAAAUGAGAGGUGAGCCCGUUAAGCUUCGAAUCUGUAAGCGAGGACAGGAGCUGUUUGAUGUUUGAUUGUAUGUGCAGUGGGUGUAAACAUUUAGUCGCAUAUGUUACUUUUAUGUUACUUUGCCCACAACAAAAAUCCUUUCCUCUAUCCCCGAGUGUCCUCGUCGGUGAUCCGCGGGUUUCGGAAAUGCAUAGAUAGAAGGGAGGUCUACUAGUCCGGAGCGAUACAGCUCCUGUAGAAAAUACUAUGUUCUCAUCAAAAGAUAUAGCAUGUACAAUGUAAUGAC